AUGGACAUAAUACUGCGGAAAUAUGCAGCCUUCGGUUGGACAAACAUAUGGCCUGAUGAAGCUCCUGAACUCAUCCCUCAAGGAGCACUGCAACAGAUCGGCGGCCAGGGGUCCCUCAUUAUCGACCUUGGUAAUUCUUCAAGAGGAAAGUUCACUCCAGAUUAUGUCCUCGAGAACGGCAUAUUUCCAAUAGGCUGGUCUGCGCACGAUUACGAUGACCACCCACGUCUGGCUGUUGGCGCAAUGCCAAUGGGUGGGGAUCCGGCACUGAGAUACAUUCAUACCACCGGGUGCAUAGGGAUGCCGCAAGCAUCAUGGAUUGGGUUCCUGACAACAAAACUUAGACAUUGGGAAUAUCUUGAGAUCAUAAAGAUGGAUCCCGACGCAAGGCCAGAUUGCUUCUUCUUGCCCAACCGACCCACCUUGGGCAACUGGUGUGACUGUCUCACAUAUAUCCAAUUUUACAUGAUGUCUACGUGGGAUUAUGCGGAUGAACAUAUACCCACAUGGUUUAGAGAAUGGAGGAAACAAGAGACGACACUGGCGCUGCUGCCUCCGGCUCCAGACUACAGAACCGCGGUGCAGCAGACCACUUAG
Molecule: messenger RNA, 597 nt
Organism: Fusarium venenatum
Lineage: Eukaryota; Fungi; Ascomycota; Sordariomycetes; Hypocreales; Nectriaceae
Source: RefSeq, a predicted model, not a curated record